This is a messenger RNA of Fusarium sp. VM40, 375 nucleotides long. The record is from the annotation of a GenBank genome assembly. Lineage: Eukaryota; Fungi; Ascomycota; Sordariomycetes; Hypocreales; Nectriaceae.
AUGUCACAAACAACUUCAGUCCCAGGAGUCCUCUCCUCCUUCACCGAGAAAUGGUCCCCACGCCUCGUCGCCGCUAUUAACGACCACCACGUCAAAGUCGCCAAGAUCGACGGCGAAUUCAUCUGGCACGCGCAUCCGGACUCAGAAGAGCUCUUCUACCUGCUAUCAGGAAAGUUGACAAUGGAGAUUCAAGGGGAGGAACCCGUGGUUAUGAAGGAGGGGGAUAUGUAUGUUGUGCCCAAGGGCGUUACGCAUAAGCCUGUGGCGGAGAAUGCGGUAAUUAUGAUGAUUGAGAAGGAGGGUACUGUGAAUACGGGUGACCAGCAAGAUUCUGAGAGGACGAAGGAGGUUCAGGAUGCUAGGGAGGAAAGCUAA